Molecule: messenger RNA, 1761 nt
Organism: Aspergillus japonicus CBS 114.51
Lineage: Eukaryota; Fungi; Ascomycota; Eurotiomycetes; Eurotiales; Aspergillaceae
Product: putative actin-related protein RO7
Exons: 2
Coding region: 1-1761 (586 amino acids)
Biological process (GO): microtubule-based movement
Source: RefSeq, a predicted model, not a curated record
AUGGCUAGCACAUCAUAUACCAAUUCUGGGUACGACGACAGCAAGCGUCCCUUUUCGAUGAGCAGUCUGCGCGGGGCUCCAUCCUCCCCCCAUACCCCACAACAUAACCUGCGAUCCAACAACUCCUCCUUCGCCAGCACCACCUCGAGCACUUCCUUCCGCGGCGAAGAAGAUGCCAUCAUCUUUGAGCUUGGCGCCCGCUGGCUCCGGGCUGGCUUUGAGGGGGAGAGCGUCCCGAUGUGUGUGGUAGGCUGCGGCCCCGAAGAAUGCCGCCGCGUGGGCGACUACCGCGGCUGGUUGAAGACGAACAACCCAGAUACCGACCCGGCACAGUUGCGCCCACUUGUCAACCCGGAAGACUGGGCGAGCGCCCACGAGCUCUGGAAGAUGGAUCUCCGGGGGGUAGACUUGGGCCUUGUGGAGGACAAGAUCGAGCGGGUGUUUCGAGAGACCUACAACAAAUACCUGUUGACGGACGCGGGCACGUCGCGACUGGUGCUGGUGCUCCCCGCCAUCAUGCCGCACCCGUUGCUGUCGGCCUUGCUGUCGACGCUUUUCAGUCGGUGGCGGUUCCCGAGCAUCACGUUGUUGACUAGUGCUACGAUGGCGGCGACAGCGGCCGGAGUGCGCUCCGCCUUGGUGGUGGAUAUCGGCUGGGCGGAGACGGUCGUCACGGGGGUGUAUGAGUAUCGUGAGAUCGCAAUCAAGCGGAGCACCCGGGCGAUGAAAGCCCUGCUGCAGGAGACGGGUCGAUUGCUUACAAGUAUCCCAACGGCGCGUGGGGUUAGAUCGCAGCCAGCACCGGGCGACAGUGGAAUCUCGGUCCGGUUCGAGUUCUGCGAAGAAGUUGCCAGUAGAUUUCUAUGGUGCAGACCCCGGGAGGGACCCUCACCAGCAGAUUUGCAGCAGCAGCAGCAGCAGCAACCACAACCCGACGACAGCGAAACCGAGCCCACCACACACCAUUCCCCUCUCUCCUCCCUCCUGCAGCGGACAGUGGAGAUCCCGUCCCCCUCGAACCCAGGAUCUACCUACAUCAACCUCCCCUUCUCCACCUUCAGCGAACCCGUCGAAAGCGUCCUCUUUGCUGCUGGCACAGCAGACUGCGAGCUCGACGACGAAGAAAAGCCUCUCCCGCUCCUGAUCUAUAAUGCCUUACUUACCCUGCCGCCCGACGCCCGCGGCACCUGCAUGUCACGCAUCAUCUUCACCGGCGGCGGCGCCAACAUCCCCGGCAUCCGCCAACGAAUCCUUGCGGACGUUGCAGCGCUUGUCGCCGAACACGGCUGGUCGCCCGUCCGCGGCAAAGUGAUCGAACAACAACGACGCAAGCUUGCCAACCUCCGAAUCUCCCCUUCGUCCCAAUCAGCCACAGAGAACCCCACGCAACAACAGCAACAGCAGCAGCAACCCCCGGAAAACCCCAAACCCGAGGACGAAGCGGACCUCGAAGACCCCAUCGAGCAGAAAAUCCGGCGGAACAACCGCGACCGCGACCGCGACGCGCUGCCGCCGUCCGUGCAGGGGGUGCUGCGCGAGGUCGAGUCGCUGGGCCCCUGGGCCGGGGCGAGCCUGACCACCAGCCUCAAGAUCCGGGGCCUGGUGGAGAUCGAGCGCGAGAAGUACCUCCAGCAUGGUCUGGCCGGGGCGACGACUCGCGAGUUCGAGGCCCAUGGGCACCACGUCCCCGAUCGGCGGUCGGGGUUGAGGGCCGGAGGUGGCGGGGAUCGGUCAAGUUGGACGCUGGCGGGGUGGGGGUAG